UCUGAUCAUCUGCAGAUCAGCAAUUAGAAAAGAAAGAUCAGCUACCUCCUUGGGACCUGAUCAGCUUAACACAGAAGCUACCGAUUUCAACUACUUCGGCCUAACUCUCUCCUAAACAAUGAAAUAUACAAGCUAUAUCUUAGCUUUACAGCUCUGCGUGCUUUUGGGUUUUUCUGGUUCUUAUGGCCAGGGCCCAUUUUUCAAAGAAAUAGAAAACUUAAAGGAGUAUUUUAAUGCAAGUAACCCAGAUGUAGCUGAGGGUGGGCCUCUUUUCAUAGAAAUUUUGAAGAAUUGGAAAGAGGAGAGUGACAGAAAAAUUAUUCAGAGCCAAAUUGUCUCCUUCUACUUCAAACUCUUUGAAAACUUCAAAGAUAACCAGGUCAUUCAGAGGAGCGUGGAUAUCAUCAAGCAAGACAUGUUUCAGAAGUUCUUGAAUGGCAGCUCUGAGAAACUGGAGGACUUCAAAAAGCUGAUUCAAAUUUCGGUGGAUGAUCUGCAGAUCCAGCGCAAAGCCAUAAAUGAACUCAUCAAAGUGAUGAAUGACCUGUCGCCAAAAUCUAACCUCAGAAAGCGGAAGAGAAGUCAGAAUCUCUUUCGAGGCCGGAGAGCAUCAAUGUAACGGUCCUCCUGCCUGCAAUAUUUGAAUUUUUAAAUCUAAAUCUAUUUAUUAAUAUUUAAUAUUUUACAUUAUUUAUAUGGGGAAUAUAUAUUUAGACUUAUCAAAAUAUUUAUAAUAGUAAUUUUAUGUCAUGAAAAUGAAUAUCUAUUAAUAUAUGUGUUAUUUAUAAUUCCUUUAUCCUGUGACUAUUUCACUCGACCCUUUUCUUCCCCUGACUAACUAGGCAAGUCUAUGGGAUUUCAAGGUUUUAUCUCAGGGGCCAACUAGGCAGCUAACCUAAGCAAGAAUCUGUGGGUUGUGCACUUAUUUCACUUGAUGAUGUAAUGAAUGCUGAUAAAUGAAAUGAAGCCAUCUAGUCACUACUUAUCUGAGACUAGAUCUGCAUUCUGAGCCACUACUUUGAUGGCAUGGCAGACAGCACUUGAAUGUGUCGGGCGAUAUGAUUUGUGCCCUGAUAAAAACAUAGCAUCUCAUCUUACCUUACGCCUGGUGUUUCAGAAUAUCACUGACAAUUGUGAUUAU
Dama dama (fallow deer) is the source of this 1141-nucleotide messenger RNA. It is a transcript of the gene IFNG, whose product is annotated as interferon gamma. Gene Ontology annotation, biological process: immune response. The record is from RefSeq and is a predicted model, not a curated record. Bases 119 to 619 code for a protein of 166 amino acids. Gene Ontology annotation, molecular function: type II interferon receptor binding. The transcript is spliced from 4 exons. NCBI's taxonomy places the organism in Eukaryota, Metazoa, Chordata, Mammalia, Artiodactyla, Cervidae. Gene Ontology annotation, cellular component: extracellular region.